Molecule: messenger RNA, 8862 nt
Organism: Pocillopora meandrina
Lineage: Eukaryota; Metazoa; Cnidaria; Anthozoa; Scleractinia; Pocilloporidae
Source: the annotation of a GenBank genome assembly
AUGGCAACCGGCGGAACAUCGUCACCAACUUCUGCUGGUCUUGGUGGACCCUCAGUGAUGGAUCUAUCGAAAGAAAAAACGAAUGGCACAAGGUUGGGAAGACUGAUUAUUGACGAAGGAACAAAAGUUUUAAUGAAAUUCUUGCAUUCCAUGCAUCCAGAGUCAACCUUACAGAACGCAUUGAACAACAAUCGCCCAAAGCUCGAAGAGCUGAAACGAAAGCGAGUAAUAUUUGAUGAGCAAUGGGAUAAAUUGUUUCCUUCCUCAGGUAAACCGUCAGACUCGAAAGACUUUGAUAUCACGCUUCUACACUUACUGCUUCGUGAAAUUUGUCAUCUAUCGGCUCCUUCGACUGGAUGGCACAAAAUGCCUGCCGACUCUGAUGCCAGCCCUGAAGCCAGCAUCGUGCGUAUCAAAUGCUAUAGAAAUGAGCUUUGCCACAGUGUUUCUACUGGAGUUCCGAAUGACGAAUUCGAAGACAAGUGGUACAAAAUAUGUUCGUCUUUAGAAGUACUCGAGGUUGCCGUCUAUCGGAAGAAACUUCAGUUCUUGAAGAGUGUUACCAUCGAUCACGAAGCUCAUUUGGUUGAAGAGGAACUCGAACAGUGGAGGAGGGAGAAAGAACUUGAGAAGAUUGGAAAAGUCUCUGAACUCUCCAGUUGUCUUCCUGAUGACUUGUCAGAAGAACAUAUCAUCGGCCGUGGUGAUCAAAUACAAGACAUCAAAGGAAAAGUUGAAAGUGGAACGGCUCCUGUAAUUCUGAUCACUGGUGGACCAGGAUUCGGAAAGACGACCGUAGCAAAGCGAGUGGCAUGUGAAUUAGCCAGACUACAAGAUCGAAGAACUGUUUUCUUUUGUAGCUUAUUAUCAAAGAAAACGUUUAACGAGGUAACCAUGGAAAUGUUUAAUUCAUGUAAUAAAGUAGUUAACACGCAAGUGCUGGAGAAUCCGGGGCAGUGGCUCAAAGACUGGAGUAAACAGAUCCAUGACCAGGUCACUUUUGUUCUUGACAAUGCAGAUGGUGUUCUCGAGUCUGACGAUCGUGAACCAUUUCUUGAAACCUUACGUGAUGUGAGAAAGUUAUCGCGACGAAAUGUCACAUUUGUAAUCACUGCGAGAACAACAUUUGAAAAUCCCGACUUGCCGUUAAAAGAGGUUAGGCUACCCCCGUUGUCGACUGAACAAGCCAAAAAUCUCCUUGUUUCUCGGCUUCGCUCUUAUAAACAGGAUGUUCAACACGAGCUAUGCAAAGCAGAGCAACUUGUCAAAUUAUGUGGCUGUGUUCCCCUGGCACUGUGCAUUGUUGGAUCUCUGCUCUCAGAUUUCACGGAAGAAACACUCAUCAAAAACCUCGAGAGAGAACCACUGGCUGUCCUCGAGGACGAUCAUGGAUCUGUAGAAAAGGCAAUAAAGACGUCUUUCGAUCUUCUGACAGAGGCUGAACGAGAAGCCUUUGUUCUUAUGUCCACUUUUCAAGGUUCGUUCAGCUCAGUCGCUGCUGAGGCUGUUAUGAAAGCAUGCUCUAUCCCUGGAAUUUGGCCGAUCAAGAUUGUUCGUUCCUUGAAGAGAAAAUCGCUCAUAGAGCAGCCAAGUUCCCGAAGAUAUCAGAUGCAUCCACUCAUUCACUCGUAUGCAAGGAAGACCGGUCUAGAAAAUGAUCCCGACCUUUUAGCUGGAGGGGAAAAAUUGGCCUGUGUCCACUUCAUUUCUUGUCUAGCGAACAAUGCCAACAUGUAUUGGAGAAAGGACAGCUGCAAAGAGUCUCUUGAUUUAUUUAACGAGGACAGGGACAAUUUCGAGUACUUUUUACACAUCUACGCUCAGAGAAGGAAGGACCAGGAUGAGAAAAUCGCGGAAUGCUCUGAGACCUUUUUGGAAAGUUUUCCACAGAAGUACAUGUAUUUGCAGAAGUGUCUCCCUCCAAAGAUCUACGCUGAUAUCCUUGAACAGUUACUGGACACGUUUGACUCAGUUCUUGAACCGGUAAACUUUGUGGAACUUUCGUGUGCCCUUGGACACGAAUGUAGGAAAAAAGAUCAGAUGAAGUACAAUGAACUUAUGCAGAAAGUGGAGAGAAUUUACUCUUCAAACUCUGAUGAGUUUGACCGAAAUCCGUUGGCAAAGGUCUACUUUCAUAACAGUUAUGCACGCUUCCUUUCCGAUAAAAAAGAUCCCAGUGAAAAGCAAAGAAUUGAGAGAGAGAAUCAAAUUGCUUUAGAUGUAUGCUAUGAAAGUUUGGGUGAUCGUCAUCCAGAGACAGCAGCUACUCUUCUCCUUACAGGAAUAAUUGCACAACGCCUUUGGAAUCUUGAUGUAGCUAAAGAAAGGUUAACAAAGGCGUUAAAACUAUUUCAAGAGGUCCUUGGUAAACAUUUUAUGACUGCUGAAACCCUGAAAGCUAAAGCAGACCUAUUGCUCGCUCCCGAUAAAUCUGUCACCGACUUGAAACCUUGCCUUAAGUAUUAUGAAGCAGCUUUGGAAAUGUUUGAUCAUCUAGGAGUGGGUGGAAGCAAGGAAAGUAUCUUGCUAUUAAAGAACUUUGCGAGCUGUCAUACGACAAGUGGCAACUUUGACGAGGCAAUGAAGUUAUUUAGGAAGGCAGAACAGGUUGCAGAGCGAGAACUAGAGAAAAAUCACACUUGGAAAGUCUCGAUAAAGACUUCACUGGGCUUAUUGCAUGAGAAAAUGGGUAAAGUGGAGUUGGCGAAAAAGGCGAUGCUUGAAGGACUGUUAAUGCACAAAGAACUAGGACUUGCAAUGGACAAGAUAGGAAACAAACUCAAGAUUCGGAAAUUUAUGAAUCGAUAUCCGAAGACCUUCCCCGAGACUGAGUUUCCAAGUAAGUACAAGGUUCAUUUUCCAAUUACGUAUUACAUCGUCAUAAAGCUGCUUGACUGUGGAAGAGGUCUGAACGAAAUUUUGGAAUACUUAUCCAGUGGCUACUGUGAAUGAGGAAGUUGUUGACUCCACGAUCAAUAAAAAGUACAUAGAUCCUUUUCAAGUACACGUUUCCAGAAACAUAUUUUUGUGGUUCAAAACUCGUAACUAUCGUCAGUACGAUAAUUCAUUGUGAACUGAAACGCCAUUAUUUCCGCCCCUAUCUCAUCCAAUCGAAUAUCAGUUGAUAUUCUCGUCUGAUUCUAAAAACGCUGUACAUUUAAGUGUGAUUGCGUCUGGACACUUCGUCAUGAAUGUUGCAAAGCGAUGUACAUGAUCUUUGUGUUUGAUAUUCUAAUUGGGUGUAUUUAUAUUACCCUUGUAAGUAAAUCUGCUUACUUUUCAUACCUAGAGGAAACUUGAAUCUACGAAUGCUUUAAGUCAUAAACAAACGAAUCCAAAUAUCUACUUUUGUUUGUAAAUUUCAGGAAACGUUUCCGGGCGAACUGGCCAUUAAGGCAAACAUUCAAGCAAAAAGUCCAAGGCUGGAUCACCAUAAGAAGGGGACAAAGAAAUGUUAGUGGUGACAAGAAAGAACUUUAAGAACAAUGUGGUAUUCUACUUUUUGCAAACUGACGACCGAAACAAAGGAAGAAGAGGGAAGGGAAAUAAGUAAUGUCAUUAACAACUCGCAAAUACCCGACAGUCGUAGGUCGUACUUUUUUAGAACAAUUUAUUUCAGUAUUACAGAUCGAACGAGCUGAAAAAAAAAUCAUUGCUGACCCACAAAAAUAGAAAAUGUUUAAAACUUCAGUGUUUUGCAAUUUAUGACAACACAAUUUUGUAAGGAAAAUUUUACUAGAAGACUUGUAUGCGUAUGAAACGUUUUAGUUCAUUAAAUAAUGCUCGGUGAAUAUCUUGGUUGCAAAUCACCAGAAUUAGAUUACAAACACAUGGAAGUCAAAAAUCGUUACGCGACUUCAAAAUGUUUUGAGUGUUUGGCAAAAGAUGGCAAAACGAACAGAUACUUGCUCGAGCUUUUAGCACAGUCGUACCUGUUGAAAACUAAAAAACUUUAGCGAUAACACUACUGAGCCUAAAAAAAAAAAAACUACCCCUGUCUACCUCAGACAAAUUGCAUCAUGAUUACAUUAGCUGCCUAAAGCGCUGAGGAUUUGAAUCUGACUACAUAUGCCUCGAUUUAUCGCGCCGUUUUGUGAUUCCUUGGAUAACACUUGAAUUAAGAGGUGCAGUUCACGUCACGUCACGUCACAACACGCAUAGCCUCCACUUUGGCGAUAGUUUGGACAUCUUGAUAUAAGCUCCCUAAUCUUAAACAUUUCUUGGAAAUUGCUGUCUUCUGAGAAUUAUGUUACAAAGCAUCUCCCAUUCAAACUGUCAUUUCAGCCUCAUAUUUUCUUGAGCAAAAUGGUACCAUGCAAAAGGUCGCGUUCAUUGAGAUUCCAAAACAUUCAAUUCAAAAUCGAGCUCUCGAAAAAUCAGUGACCCUUGCAGCACUGUUCGCCACAGGCUAUUAAAAACUAAGGUUAUAUUGCAAGUGAAAGGAGCCAAUAUAUAUUUUUCUUUUGCGCUCGAACGCGAUAAAUGUUUGUUCACUUGGAAGGUGAUAUUUAAGGCAACGAUGCUCGGCCUAAAUUGCAAUAAAGCCUCUAUGUAGUUUUAUGAACGGUUACUACUACAAUAUGGUUUCGUGCUCGGGCGAGUUCAGGACGACUUAUUGCCACAGUGUCUGUUUUAUUUGGUGAGUGAGCGAGUGAAUGACUGACUGACUCUUUUGAACGACGAAAAAAAUCGUUUGCACGAGUUAUAAGUAAUUAUAAUGUUAAGCUAAAGUUGAAGUUACACGAACCGUGACAUUAAGCUUCCCAGAAACAAACAUCUCGAAUAUCCAGCCUUGCAUGACACUUAAAUCAUGCUUUGACAGUCUCAUGCACGACAGACACAUGCAAAUUGACUUAUUAUACACCCAUAAGUCCAAAGAUCUUUCUCGGAAACUAGAUCAUCUCCUUUUUCUUAGAACUUUUUACCUUCUUGUAAAGUGGUUUGAGUUCAUUAGGCUGAUUAAUGUGUUUAAGGAUGGCGACUCCGUUCGCUUGUUUUAAGAUGCGAUCAUGAAUCCGACAAACACACCCACGCAUCGGUGAGGUAAGCUUAUUCUCUCAUUUUCCAAACGAAAUUUCCAUAAAUACUUGUCUUGCCACCAAGACCAUUCCUCGAGUUAAAACACGAAAGAUAAUGGCUGGCACAGCCUCUACUCCUGUUUCUCCUGUUUCUUCUGGAUCUUCUGUGCUAAAUGUAUCAGAGGAGAAAACGAAUGGCACGAAGCUAAUGCGACUGUUGGUUGACGGAGGAACACACGUUCUUCGCAAUUUAUUACAUUCUGUCUACCCAACGGAUAAAUUACAAGUCGUAUUAAACAACAACAAGGCAAAGCUUCAAUUGCUAAGGUCCAGAGGUGUAAUAUUUAAAAACCAGUGGGAAAUGUUAUUUCCUGCCUUAGGCGAUCCACCGGACUCAAAAACGUUCGACAUUUCACUUUUACAUCUCUUGCUUCGUGAAAUUUGCCAUCUUACGGCGCCUUCAACCGGCUGGCACAACAUGCCUGCAGAAGAUGAUAAUAGUCUCGGAGCAAACAUUACCCGCAUCAAAUGUUUCCGAAAUGAGCUGUGUCACAACGUCUCUACCGAAAUUCCAAACGCUAAAUUCGAGGACAAGUGGAACGAGAUAGCAUUGUCUUUAGAGGCAAUUAAGAUUUGUGUUCUACAAAAGGGACACGUAGAGGAAAUGGAAGCACUGAAAAAAGAUCCCAUUGAUCACAAUACAAAGCGACAUUUGGAGGAACUAGCUAAAGAAUGGAACAAAAUACAGGAACAAGAAAGGAUUCACUCGUCAAGUUUUAGCCCUCGCAGCUGUUUACCGGACAUAAUACCAAAAAAAAAUGUAUUUGGCCGUAACCAAGAAAUAGAGCUUGUCACGAAAAUGGCUGAGGGUGGAGACAUCCCUGUUGUCCUUGUUACUGGUGGACCUGGAUUUGGAAAGACGACUGUGGCUAAACGAGUGGCUCAUGAAUUAGAAAUUUCAGAGAAGGAAGGAACUGUACUAUUUUGUAGUUUACAAACGAAAUCAACUUUAAAUGAAGUGGCCAUAAGAAUGAUCAACAUAUGUGGUUCAGUCAGCACACAAGUACCAGAGAAUCCGGGGCAGUGGCUAAGAGACUGGAGCAAACAGAUUCAAAGCCAGGUCACGUUCGUUCUUGAUAACGCAGAUGGCGUUCUUGACUCGGGCGAUAGAGAGUCAUUCCUGAGCCUUUUAUGUGACUUACGAAGUCUAUCGAGGCAAAAGGUAACAUUUGUUAUUACUACAAGGAAAACAUUUGAACAUUCCGACUUGCAGCCAAAAGAAGUCAGGUUGGACCCUUUGUCCAAGGAACAGGCAAGAGAUCUCCUUGUUUCCCGAGUGCAAGUCUAUGAAGGUGCUUCACAGAAACUUUCCAGGGUAGAUUACAUUGUUAGUGAUCUAUGUGGCUGUGUUCCUUUGGCACUUUGCAUUGUUGGUUCUCUUCUUUCAGAUUAUUCCGAAGAAACACUCAUAGCAAGCCUUGAAAAGGAACCAUUAGCUGUCCUAGAAGACGACCAGAGUUCUGUAGAAAAGGCCAUUAAGACUUCGUUUGACCUUUUGGAGAAACCCGAACAAGAGACUUUCAUUCUCCUGUCUUUGUUCCAAGGUUCAUUUGAUAUUGAUGCAGUCCAAGCUGUGACGAAGGCCGAAUGUUCGAUCUCUGGGGCUUUGCCAAUCUCCAUCCUGCGCUCAUUAAAAAACAGAUCUCUUGUGGAAAAGCCCUAUGCCCGCCGAUAUCAGAUGCAUCCGCUCAUUCAGUCAUACGCAAAGAAGAUUGGUCGUGAUAGGUAUGACGAGCUUUUGGCAAUGGGCGAAAAACUGGCUUGUAUACACUUCAUGUUGCGCCUCGCGAAGAAUGCCAAUAUUUACUGGAGUAAGGACACAUGCAAGGAUUCCCUUGUUUCUUUUCAAGAAGACAAGAACAAUUUCGAGUAUUUUCUUCAAAUUUACGCCCGAGGCAGGGAAGAACAAGAUCAAGAGAUCGUGAACGGCUGUAAACUCUUUCUAGACAGUUUUCCGCAGAAGUGGAUGUAUUUAGAAAGAUGCCUUCUCCCACGAUCUUACACUGAGAUUCUUGAGAAGUUACUGAAAACUUUUGACUCUCGUAUCCAACCGGUGCACACUGUGGAUCUUUUGUGUCUUCUUGGACAUGAAUACAGGAAAAAAGGACGAAUAGAAAGGUACAAGGAGGUUAUGGAUGAAGCGCAUCGAAUUCUCUCAGGGAAUACUGCUGCAUUCCAUACAAAACCGUUAUCUGAAGUCUACUUUCACAACAGUUAUGCUCGAUUCCUUUCGGAUAAAAAAGACUCAAAGGAAAACGCAAGGAGGGACAAAGAGACUGAAAUGGCUCUAAAGGUCUGCCAUGAGAGACUGGGAAAAAUGCACCCAGAGACAGCAGCAACUCUCUAUCUCUCAGGAAUCAUCGCAAAGCGCAAUAAAAAACCCGAGCAAUCUGAGCAACAGCUCCAGGAGGCUAAGUCAAUUUUUCAGAAUUGCCUCGGCACACACUUCAUGACUGCUGAAACUUUAAAGGCCAUCGCAGACCGCCUUUUUUUUCUUGAAGGGAAGAACAAAAAUUACUCGAAAAUGUGCCUUGAGCAUUAUCAAGCAGUCGUGGAGAUGUUCGAGAAACUUGGAGCGGGCGGUAGCAAAGAAAUUGUUUUGACCCUAAAGAACUUUGGAAUGUGUCACAUGAAAAAGCACAAUUUUGAAGAAGCAAUGGUCUUACUAAGAAAGGCACAACAAGUUGCCGACCGAGAACUAGAAGAAAAUCACAAAUGGAAAGUCGGGAUAAAGACUGCGUUGGCUAUAUUGCAUGACAAAAUGGGAAAACAAGAUAUGGCGAUAGACGAAAUGCAAAGGGGACUGCGAAUGGCAAAAAUAUUUGACCUGUCAAUAGAUCGCAUGGGAGACAAAGACGACAUAAUAGACUUCACAGGACGCCAUCCGGAGGAAUUCCCAGAGUCUGAGUUUCCAAGUAAGUAAUGUUUUCACUUUCUAGUCACCUGGAGGAUCUGCUCGAGGAGAUAUUUUAAAAUAGAAAUCAGUCCUGAACCCAACUUGGCGCUCUUUGAUAUCGCUUUCCACUCGUUUUAGGAAAACCAUAAGAAGAGGUUAGAAAUCUAAUCUUGUCACAAGGGAGCAAGCGCGUGCUACAACUUUUAAUGCAAAUUGCAAGUGCCCCUUUCACUGCUUUUUUUUUAGCCAAAAACGUGCUUCCGCACUAACUGAUUACGUUGGUAUUUAUGAUGUCAGUUAAAAAGUCAGUUUUUUACAUUCCUGGACAUAAUGCUAUGCAUAAGCAGUAUAUUUAAACGGCUAUUUCAUCGUACUUAUAAGUGACUUUGUACUCAUUUUAUUAAAUUAUGCGUUUUAAGACCUUUUAAACCUCAGUUUUUUCAUUGGAAGUUAAAGGUGGCAUGCUUGAAGUUCGAGCCCAGACCGGAAAGAAUAACCCGAAAAAAAUGAUGGAUUGGUCACCUGAUAACGCAUAGCACCUGAUCUGAAUUUCAACAUUCUUUUAUGAAUAAAUGUGAAUAGAAACGUCUUUUAUUUGUGCUUUCACCUCCUCAGGCACGCAUGUCGAACUUUAGGUAAAUAAAGGGCGUAAAAGGUACUUGGAGUUUUUAUCGUGAGCUCUUUUCCCAUUAAUGAGAAGAAACUUGCACCCCUAUCAAAUCAGUGUGCCGUGAUAAUUCAUGCAUACUGCGCUUUUACUUUCAGGAAGUGUUGCCAGUCGAACAGGCCAUCGAGUUGAACAGCCCCACUUUCCCAGAAAGUGGAAAGGUGGCUUUGGAAGAGGAAGGAAUCAAUCAGAGAAUUGAGGAAAAAGGUUGUUUACUGAUG